CGGAUACGUGUUUACUCUAAUUAUUGUCAUAUUAUGUCUACUUAUUUAAUUUCGAUCGGGAGAAGACAGUAGCUGGUCGUGUUUUAAUUGAUCUCGGAUGAUUAAAUUAGAACCGGACUAGAGAAGUCUUUUCACCUGGAGAACAAAUUAGAAUGUCUCUUCCACGUCCUGCAUUGGUGUAUGCCAGUAACCUGGAGACCUUCAACCUCUUGAACCAAAUUAGAAUGUCUCGUCCACGCCCUGCACUGGUGGAUGCUAUUGCCAAUGCCAACAGCGAUCACCGAUCCGUAAUGACACCAUCUCAAUCUAAUAGAGUAGAGCAAAUCAAUUGCAUAGGCGAAGAGGCAAGACAUCGGAGGAGUCAUUUUGUUAAUAGCAUGACAGCGGUACCAGAAAAUGAAGAAGAUACUCAACCACGAUAUGAGGUUUCAGGAAACAGACACACCUCUGUGUUUGCAUUACCAGUGAACGAAGGCGUUGAAGACUUCAUAGACUACUACACUCGACUUCUGCGUGAAGAAAACGAAAGGUUGAAAUAUCGUCAUUACUGCAUACGCUGUAGAGAGGAAGUCCGCAGCGUUGUAUUCAUCAGUUGCUUACAUCCACACCUUUUAACUUGCCAAUAUUGUGCCAAGCAUUACGACAGAUGCCCUAUAUGCAAUACGGUAAUUAAAGCUCUUCUGUUUCUUUCAAGUGAGUGAUAAGAAUGAGAUAAGAGAUUUGUAAUGAAUCAAAAAUUUAUUGCCUAAAAUGUUUUCAUUCUUUUUGAAAUAUGUGCUAUGAUUUUCUUCUAAAUAUAUAAAUCUUCAAUCCAUUGUGAAUUAAGGUUGAAUUUCUAUCACACUUUUUUCCUACAGCAUACAAUAAUACAUAACUCAUUUCAAAUGUAUCAUUAUUUAUUAUAUUUAAUAUACUUAUUAACUGCCUGAAAUUGUUACCCUAAUAUGGGUUUUAUUCCAUCUUCGAAUAAUAACUUUAUGAAUGUGAUAUAUUUAAGACAGAAUGUUGAUGGCAAUAUAAAAUUGUAUGGGUAUAUAGAAAAUGGUUUUAUUUUGAGCUGUUUACGAUGUUCUUUUUUAUACAGUGUGAUUGUGAAAUAUGUGUUUAAAAUAUUAUGUAACAUUUGUUACACUGGGGCAAACAUGUAAUAUUUGGCCAUUAUGUGUUCACAAACAUGUUUUUUAACCUUUACAAAUUUUUUACUGAUGUGUUCAUAUUUUAUGUUUUCUUUCAUAUUUUAUUAUAUCUAUAUACAUAUACUUAUUGUCUUUCAUAAAGAUGUGAUUCCAGGGAUAAUGGUUGUCAGCCUUAUUUUAAAUUUAUGAUUAACGAAUCCAUGAAAUAAAUUCCGAGCAGUAGUAUUAUCUCCUAAACUUUUCAAAAGAUUUAUUACAACUUGAAAAUGGAUAUGUGGUUACAACGAAAAGAAAAUACCAUAAUUUCUACAUUUACUUGUCUUGAAAACAGCUCUAAAAUACAAGGGUUGUUUAAAACGUAAUAGGACCAAGAUUAGUGCGUCUUCAUAUUCCAUUUCUUUCUAGACAGAAUGACGCUUGUUGUAUUUCGUAAAACAUUAUUUUGCGACGUCAUGAACGUCGUUUAUUGUAUUGUGAACGUGCGACGGUUCGCGUACUCCAUUUAUUUAAAAAAAAUGUAUUGAUCUUUACUCUGUAUAUAGAGAACACAAAUCUUGAAAUAAUAAAACAUUGGUACCGUUAAGAACCUAAUCAUUUUGGUGAUAUCUUUAUUUGCUCGCGAUAAUUUGCAACUAGUAAUUCAACAUCAACUCUGGAACGGUUCUAUUAAUUGAAAAAAAAAAUAAAACAAUAAAAACCACAACCAUACAGAAAAUGAAUGCAUUAUCAUUCAGAUAAAUAAUAAUUGUUAUGUAUCUCAGAGUAAAAUUGUAUGGUUUUGUAAGAUAUUUAAAGCUUGUAAAUUAGGCUGACAACCUCUAACACAUCUUUUGUACUGAGAUUAUUCAAAGAUGUGUUCAGGGAUUAUUUAUUGUUGUGUUUUGUUUUAUGUUUGAUUUAUUGUAGAAUUUGUAUCAUAGAUAUAAUAUAUACUUUAAUUAAAUAAUAAUAAUAAACAAACAAACAAAAACAGUUAAGGCAAUAUUAAAAAAAAUAAUUUAGCAAUUUCAAAAGCUAUCUCGUUUGACAUGGCUAAGUGUUAUGGAUAUUGUUUUUUUAUUAUCAAGUAAAUACACUUUCAGUACAGUUUCUCUCAUAUUCUGAGAGUAUAUAAAUGAUUGAUAUUUUACGGCGAGUGAUAUUGAAUCAGCGAGCGUGCUUGUUAGAUAAUAUACAUAGCAAUAUUUUGAGAUAUGAAUGACAUUUUAAACAGUUUACUAACAUUGUUGUUUAUGUCUUUUAUCAUGUAUGUAUUGACUUUUUCGAUAGGUUUUGUUUUUAUAAAUUAUUGAAUGAUAUACAAUAUUGUAAAUACAUUCACGUUAAAGCUAUGACCAAUGGGUACGGGUUGAGUCUCGAUCAUGCUGCUCGUUCUGCCUGCCCAGUGACAUUUGGUCCUUCUAUAAACAAUUGAUGUUUUAUAUGUCAUAUAGAUCGUAAUCAAACAUGUUGUUGUAUGUACCUAUUACAAACUAAAAGAAAACUCAUAAUAUCGAAAAAGUUUGUAAUUUGAUCUCUUUCAUAUGUAAUCUAAGAAGACUUUAGGCAAAGCAAAGAAACAAUGUCAAAAGAUCUCAAUUGCAUUAACCAUUUAACCAUGUACCAAACGAUUCACGACUGUUGAACUACUUUUUAUUCAAUUUUGAAUAUUUUGAAUAUUUGUUUUAUAUCAUUACUUUAAUAUGUGACAAUUGUUUAUCAUGAAAAUAUUAGUCAAGAGCCCGUUUGUAUCCUUUUACAGUAAUUGUCAAAGAGAUUGUGAUAUUGAGGUUGCUGAUUAAUUUAUAUGAUAUGUAUAUACAUAGAUAUAGAUUGAUUUUACAGCUGAAUCUAUAUGGUCACUAUCUUUUUUUGGUUUGAUUAAUGUAAAUAAAUUUUGCUUUGUAAUUUGUUUGGCAACAUACAAAAAAAUCUGUAUUAUAGCUUUUGUGCUGUAAAUAUAAUAAUGAAGCGAAUAUUAAACAUGAUUUUCUUGUUGUGCUUUGAGCAAUCUCUUGAUAUUUCAGUGUCAUUUUUAUACUUCCCGAAGGGAGAGCAUAUAGUCGCCGCUAUGCCCGUCCGUUCGUCUCUCCUAGGUAACUGUUUUUUCUCUUUGAUGUCAUUCAUUCCGUAAUGCUUUUAUAUGGCUAUUUUCUUUUGUGUGGCAAAAAACCAAUAGAUAAAACAAUAGAGUAGCCUUAUUAUUACUGUUC
Ruditapes philippinarum (Manila clam) is the source of this 3328-nucleotide messenger RNA. RefSeq lists its product as uncharacterized. NCBI's taxonomy places the organism in Eukaryota, Metazoa, Mollusca, Bivalvia, Venerida, Veneridae. The record is from RefSeq and is a predicted model, not a curated record. The coding region runs from base 153 to 701 and encodes 182 amino acids. The transcript has 3 exons.